AGGUGAAGAGGACCAGCUAACAGUGGAGAGAGGGAGAGAGAGAGAGGGAGAGAGGGAGAGGUGGACAUUUCCCAUUGAUUUCAACCCUUUGCCAUUUCCAGGAGUGACCCCACACCCUCUCCUCUGCAAUAUCUUAUGGGAACUAAACACUCGUCCCGGUGCCUGCUCCGGCGUGCAGCGAAAAUGGCGGAAACUGAGGCUGUUGAGGUAACCCCCAGUGGCCCUUCCCAACCAGAUGAGCCUGUGGCUCUCACACAGCCAGUUCAAUGCAUCCAAAACACGCAGCUCACAGAUGUGCAGGCCGACUGUCCAGGACGAGGGAAAAUAUCAAAAUUCUUGACUCCGGACGAAAUGACUUCAAAAGAUUACUACUUUGAUUCAUAUGCUCAUUUUGGCAUUCACGAGGAAAUGUUAAAAGACGAAAUUCGAACUUUAACAUACAGGAGCUCCAUGUACCACAACAAACAUGUGUUCAAGGACAAAACAGUGCUGGAUGUGGGAAGCGGGACAGGAAUCCUAGCAAUGUUUGCAGCUAGAGCAGGAGCCAAGAAAGUAUAUGGGAUUGAGUGUUCAAGCAUCUCGGACUAUUCAGAAAAGAUUAUCAAAGCAAACCACUUGGAUCAUAUAAUCACAAUAUUUAAGGGUAAAGUGGAGGAAGUUGAACUGCCAGUGGAUAAAGUGGACAUCAUAAUCAGUGAAUGGAUGGGUUACUGCCUUUUCUAUGAAUCCAUGCUUAACACAGUUAUCUUUGCACGAGAUAAAUGGCUGAAACCUGGAGGGCUUAUGUUCCCAGACCGGGCUACAUUGUACAUCAUAGCCAUCGAAGAUCGACAAUACAAGGACUUCAAAAUACACUGGUGGGAAAAUGUUUAUGGCUUUGAUAUGACAUGUAUCAGAAACGUUGCCAUGAAGGAACCCUUGGUAGACAUUGUGGAUCCCAAACAAGUUGUGACCAAUGCUUGUCUAGUUAAGGAAGUGGAUAUCUACAAUGUGAAGACUGAAGACCUGUCAUUUACCUCUGGGUUCUGUCUUCAAGUCCAGCGAAAUGAGUACAUACAUGCUCUGGUUGCAUAUUUUAACAUUGAAUUUACAAAGUGUCACAAGAAAACUGGAUUUUCUACAGCCCCUGAUGCACCAUAUACACACUGGAAACAAACAGUAUUUUACUUAGAAGAUUAUUUGACUGUAAAACGAGGAGAAGAGAUAUAUGGAUCUAUAGCUAUGAAACCCAAUGCAAAAAACAAUCGUGACCUGGAUUUUACAAUCGAGUUGGAUUUUCGAGGUCAGCUGUGUGAAUUAUCUCUUUCUCAUGAUUAUAAAAUGCGUUAAGUGCAUUCUAUUGGAAGAAUAGCUUCUUGGCUCUUCAUGUCACAUUUCAAACUGUUCCGAUCACUCUGGAAUGAUUAUACGCAUAUUAAAAUGUAGAAACGUAUGAACGCAGAUGGCAAAGUCUGCUGUCACUCAAGAAAUGUUCAAAAUAGCGCUUCAAAAAUAAAACAGAUACCAGUGCUAUGCAUUUGGCUGGUACUAUUCAUUCAGAAAAUUGGUAACAGAAACAAGAUGUGCUCCAGCAUUCUGGAAAUCUAAGCUGCAGUGUUAAAAUGAAAGUCGUUAUUUUUAUUGACAGAGCACACGCCCUUUGAAGAAGUGGAGGAUGUCAAUAUGAAUGCUGGGAUAAACUUAUUCUUAGCUACAUAUUAAUGGUUGUUUGAUUUCUUAACUACCAGUGGGAAGAUGUGAUAACAUUUUUUUUGCUUAAAAUGUAAGUCAAGGACUUUCAAUAUAGAUGGUCCAAAAUCCUACCUAUCCUUAGUCUGUAAGACCAUUUGAUCUUGAAAUUUACAAUUAUACAGAACUGUGCAAACUCUUAAAUUUAGCCUGAAUGCGGAUGUCGUUCUUUUCAAGAACUAGCUUACAAAUUAUUGCAGAAUUUAAGAAUUUCCACAAUUUUAAGAGAAAGUUUUUUCAGAGUAAAACAAUGGAAUAUUU
Molecule: messenger RNA, 1989 nt
Organism: Callorhinchus milii (elephant shark)
Lineage: Eukaryota; Metazoa; Chordata; Chondrichthyes; Chimaeriformes; Callorhinchidae
Product: protein arginine N-methyltransferase 8-like
Exons: 10
Coding region: 136-1329 (397 amino acids)
Biological process (GO): peptidyl-arginine methylation
Cellular component (GO): plasma membrane
Molecular function (GO): protein-arginine N-methyltransferase activity
Source: RefSeq, a predicted model, not a curated record